Molecule: messenger RNA, 446 nt
Organism: Drosophila erecta
Lineage: Eukaryota; Metazoa; Arthropoda; Insecta; Diptera; Drosophilidae
Product: ovomucoid-like
Exons: 1
Coding region: 116-322 (68 amino acids)
Molecular function (GO): protein binding
Source: RefSeq, a predicted model, not a curated record
UGUAGCUUUUCCACCAAACUACGGCUUCUGGUUCUAGAGGCUCUGAAUAUCUAUAAAUAAGUGACGAUCAAGUUUGAAAGGUGCACUCUAGACUAGCCUGUCUAGCAUUAUAGCCAUGCGUUGCCUAGCUCUCAUCGCACUCAGCCUGUUUUCCUUUUUGGCCCUGGCUGUGGGCCAGCAAUCCGAGCUCAUUUGCAUAUGUCCUGACAUCUAUAAUCCUGUGUGCGGAUCGGACUUCGUGACGUAUUCCAACGAGUGCGAAUUCAAAUGUGCAGUCAACAACAGAAGCUCCACUUUCAUAGUAAAGAGGGAAAGGUGCUAGGAAACGGAACAUGGUUCGGAACUGGUGAUCGUCAACAUUUGUUUGAUAAAAUGUGAAUAAUAAACUUAGUCCGAAGCUUAAACUGUGUUUAAACGAACGGUUUUGUUUACCGCAUAGGUAGAAU